Molecule: messenger RNA, 1787 nt
Organism: Annulohypoxylon truncatum
Lineage: Eukaryota; Fungi; Ascomycota; Sordariomycetes; Xylariales; Hypoxylaceae
Product: AMMECR1 domain-containing protein
Exons: 1
Coding region: 393-1217 (274 amino acids)
Source: RefSeq, a predicted model, not a curated record
GACCUUAUGAAAGUUGUGCAUAUGGCGUCCAGCUGGACAAAUCAAGAGGGUCCAAGUACGUUUUAAGGUUCCCGUGGCAGCCCGUGGUUCCCCAUAGCUCCAACGGAAAGCGGGGUGAGGGUUCCCAGGCUUCCCUAGUUGAUGGCCUGUCCAUUUGAACCCAAUUCAUCGCAAUUGCUAACAAUCUUUUAACAUUCAUCUAUUUGCACUUACCACCCACUAUUCGUAAAAAGGAAUCUUACCUUUACAACUUUCGUGCAAAGACUUGAUAGCUUCGACUUCGGGUCCGAUUUUCAUUUGCCUUCUCUCAGCGGUUCGCCCGCGUCUUCUUCCGCCGUCUUACUACCUUACCACAUAAUCCACCGAGAUACCGGAUAGUAAUUAGAACAAAUAUGGCUACGGUCGAACAUUGCCUCUACUGCUUCGAGACGCUGGUCGCGUACUUCGAGAGACGCAAGCCCUUGAGCCUCGACGAGAUCCAGGAGUCAUACGAAGAAUACAUCAAAGAGUUAGAAGGGGCAGCCUCAUCCGACAAAACCGACAGCCUGGAGAAGCGCAUCCCGGCUCUUAGGAGAGUAGCCGACUCUAAUGAUUCUGGAUCGAGUACCUCGUCUCCUGCCUCGGGCUCCAGCAUGUCCCUCAGCACCGAAACCGCUGCCACAUCCACCGAUUCUCUUCCAGACACCGAACCCCCAAUCACCGAGUCACCAUUGUUCGUGACAUGGAACACAGUCGACCCCGAGUCAGACGACACCUCAUUGCGGGGCUGCAUCGGGACUUUCGAGGCACAGGAACUUGACGAGGGGCUUAGUUCGUACGCAAUCACAUCGGCCAUCCACGACACGCGGUUCAACCCCAUGACACAGCGGGAGCUCCCUUCACUUGAAGUCGCAGUCACAUUACUGACCAACUUCGAGGACUGCGAUGACGAGAUGGACUGGGAGAUUGGAAAACACGGAAUCAGGAUCAGUUUCACAGAUCGCGGGAGACGGUUCGGCGCCACAUAUCUUCCAGACGUAGCGGCGGAGCAGGGGUGGACGAAGGAGGAGACGCUAGUCAGCCUCAUGCGGAAGGCGAAUUGGGGCGGCAGAAGAGAUAAGUGGCAAUCUGUCGGCCUGAACGUCGUGAGAUACCAGGGCAAGAAGAAGUCCCUACGGUACCCCGAGUACAAGCGUUGGCGGGAUUGGGUCGAUCAGAAAAGUGAGGAAGAGGUGUAGUCGUAGGCAGGUUUUGGGGAAGAAAGGGAUACGCGAGCGCGGUGACGCGCUUAGGAACACGAGGAAGAAGGCAUACGCGCGGGUGCAUCACACUGGACGGUAUAGGCGUCUAUGGAUAGGGAGGGAGUCUAGAGUACGGCGCAUGAUGAAGAAGCAGUGACAGCGCAGGUGGCUAAGUGGAUGAUUUGAUGAUACAGGUAGAGCAGGGUCGUUUCUCCCGUUUUUCCCGCGAAUGCUCUCGAAUACUAUUGCCAAUCUAAUUGACCUUCUUCACAACUAUUCUCGGCUCAAUCCCUUUCCUUGGUUACAGAUGUCGCCCUUCGUAUAACUUAUUUCAUUUACUAUCCCUUACCAUCGUGGAUAUGUCCACGAAACAACGAUAAGUCAGUAUGAGCUGGGACUUGGAAUAUGGUAGAUCUCAAAAUCUAAUUUUAAUCCCACGAGGCGUCUCAUCUUGAGACUACGUUGGCCGAACAAUCUUCCAUAAUCAAUGAGGGAGCCUACUCACAAUAGCUAGGAUCUCAUACCAGCCGUUCAUCUACGAGAGAAGGGACAUGGCCUUCCCCUGGC